UUUAUGAAGGAAGGCAAUGUUCGUCUGCAGUUUUAUAGCAAGCAGUGUGUUUAUUAUUUUGUAGCCAGUGUAACUUGUUAAGCAAUCAUAUGAAUAGAAAGAAUGCACCACCAAGCUUUGCAAAUAGGAAGGAGGUCCUUAAAACGGAAACCGAUGAUGUCACGCCAGAUCAUGUGUUCUCCUUAAUGAGCUACAAUGUUUUGGCGGAUUGUCACACACACCCAUAUACAUAUCCAUACAGAGACCCCACCCACCUAGAUAUCAACUUCCGCCAUAAAAGGCUACUUGAAGAGCUUCAGUUCUCCGACUGUGACGUCAUUUGUUUACAGGAGGUGGGUCCUGGGUAUUACAAAGAUACACUGGAGCCUGAAAUGCAGAAAUUAGGCUACGGGGGAGUAUAUUAUAAAAGAACGUUCGAGAAGAAUGACGAAGGGUGUGCUACUUUUUUCAAAUCUUUUAAAUUUACGUUGCAAGACAGCGUUGCAUAUAAAUUUGGGGAAAUUGCUGAAAAGGUAUCUUUUUUUACUGAUGAAAGAAAUGACACAACGGAUUCUGAUUUUUCACGAUACACGGACCGCUGUGACGUUGCCUUGGUAACCCUUCUUAAGCACGUGACCACAGCGUAUACUGUUGUUGUUGCCAACACGCACCUUGUAUGGGAAAGUGAACAUCUAAUGGACGUGCGUUUCAUUCAGUCACUAUGCUGUUUGGUGGCUCUGCGAGAAUUUAGAGAACGACAUACCGGAAGAGUUGGUACAAUUCUCUGUGGAGAUUUCAACAGUGAACCUACAGAUCCCGCGUACGCGCUGAUCGUUAGUGGUUGUCUAAAGGAGGCUAACAUGAAAUUAAUCCAAAGUGGAAAGAAUAUAUCGUUAGACACAACGAAGAAGAUGUUAAAAGUUUUGGAAGAGGACAAGUUGAUUCUUGAGAGUGUCUACAAACACGUAUCGAAAACAGAGCCAAAAGUAACCAAUCUUGACGCAGAAUUCUGUCUUUGUCUGGACUAUAUAUUUUUCGAGCCUCGCUCGGAGACAUCUAAGGGGAGUGGCCUUGAAGUCCUUUCGGUGUUGGAUUUUUUGUCAGAAGAAGAAAUGAGAAAGAACCUGCCACCAAGUGAAAUAUUCCCGUCAGAUCAUCUACCACUUAUAGCAAAGUUUUUCUUUAACUAAAUUACAUGCAUAUCUAAUGUAGGAUCCUCCUUAU
This is a messenger RNA of Saccostrea echinata, 1203 nucleotides long. RefSeq lists its product as uncharacterized. The coding region runs from base 90 to 1169 and encodes 359 amino acids. The record is from RefSeq and is a predicted model, not a curated record. Lineage: Eukaryota; Metazoa; Mollusca; Bivalvia; Ostreida; Ostreidae. The transcript has 7 exons. Gene Ontology annotation, molecular function: 3'-5'-RNA exonuclease activity.